UCUCUCUCUCUCUCUCUCUUGCAGAUUUCUCUUUCGCGGUUCUGAGCCAUGGUUGGACCCCACCGGUUUGUGGUUUGCAUUUUUGCACUAUUCAAAGGCAUAGCUGCUGAUUGGGCAACACAGACAGGUAGUGCAGGUGCAGACAUUGCUGUGGGAAUUGCUGUGGACUCCGCAGGACAUGUCCACCUUGCUGGAGUCACCGAAGGACGAUUGGGUGGGUCGCACCAGGGGCAACAAGACGUGUUUUGGCAAGUGCUUGGAAGCGACGGAGGCGUGAUGUCCACGGUUCAGUUUGGGACGUCUUCCUUUGACCAGGGCCGUGACAUUGCCGUAGACGCCUCUGGCAACGCAUACAUCGUUGGCAAUACUGGAGGUUCCCUUGCAGGAGGAUCUCUUGGCGGAUCCGAUCUAUUCUUGCACAAGUACAAUAGUGCAAAGAGCUUAGUGAUCGGAAAGCAGUUUGGCACCAUUAAUGAUGACUAUGUAUCAUCAAUGGCUCUUGACUCUUCAAACCUAUAUCUCACAGGUACUACGAGUGGUGUACUGGAGGGUAGUGCUGUCGGUGAUUUUGACGCCUUUGUCAUCAAAGUCCGUGUGUCAGACUUGGGCAUUGUGUGGUCCAAGCAGUUCGGCUCUGUUCUGCAUGAUGAACCUUGGGCCAUUGCGGUGGUCGGAACUGGAGCAGUCGCAUGCGGGUCAACCAAGGGUGCCUUCCCAUCCAAGACUCACGCAGGAAACGAGGAUGUGUUCUGCACAAGGUUGAAUGCCUUGGGCUCCAUCGAAUGGUCUUUCCAAACUGGCACCUCGCAGAAUGAGCGUGCUCGCGGUGUAGCUGUGGACGGGCAGAGUAACAUCUAUGUCACAGGAAGCACAAAAGGGCAUCUUGAAGGCCAAACUCACCCAGAUCCAGGUCGAGACCUGGCAUUUUUGAUGAAGUUGGGCAGUGCUGGAGUGAUUCAAUGGACGCGCUUGCUCGAAUCUUCUGCCUUGACCUCCAUCGGACACUCUGUGGUUGUGGCUACCAAUAUUUGGAUGGCUGGGACAACAGAUGGCGUAAUAAGUCCUGAAUCAUUCAGGGGUGCAACUGAUGUGUUUAUAGUUGGAUAUGAUCCAUCUGGAAACCUGAUCUGGAAGAAGCAGAUUGGCCCGAGUGGUUCAAGUCAUGCACACAGCUAUUGGUCAGGAUCAAGAGUUUUGCUGGUCAACGCAGCAGAGACAGAAAUUCAUUUAGCAGCUUCCACAUACGGUACAUGGAGCUCGUCAAAUGCCGGUUUAUCAGAUUUGGUGGUUCUUCAGUUGUCCAUGGAGGCCACCACCACACCUGUGAUUACCACCGCGACCACGACAACCCCUGUGACCACCACUACGACCACGACCGCGACAACGUUCGUCACUACCGACGGCCUCACCACAUCAACGCACGACUACGAGCCGUCCACCACCACCACCACGACGGAGACCACCACCUCCACACGCUGUGCAUCAGAGUAUUUCGGAGACAGCUGCCAAGAGCGACGCGUCCAGUUUCAUUCGAAUAGCGGCUUUUGUCUUGAAGAACAUUCCAACGCAGCAAUUUGCAAAGGUAUCGUCAUUGCUGCAGCCCAGGAAGACGAAUGGUGCACAGCAGAGCAAGACUGCGAGGCUUGGAGCGAAAUCAAGUACAUGGUCGCCCUUAUGUUCGAAGCGGAAGUUAGUGACAUGAUCGUGGACUUCAUGGCGGUUUGCUUUUGCUUGGCAGCAGUGGUCAUGAAGUUCUGCGGCCGCGGAGAUCUCGGAAAGUCUCUGCUCUUGGUGACCUUGAUUAGCUUUGUUGCCGAUAUUGCCCUCGAGGCUUUGUUGGUGCACUCGAUCUUAGGAGCUUCGGAAGCAAUUUCGACGGUCAAGGAGGCCUUUUGCCUUUCACAAGGUGAUGGCUAUGCCAUGCUGGUGCUUCUUGAUGAUUUGGCCAACACAAUUCAAGCACUUGCUUGGCUCAACAUUGUCAUUGCAGUGGUAGGAGGUGCAAGUGAAGUUGUCCAGACUUGCCAGGAAGCUUGUAAGAAAUCAGUUGAAUCGAUGGCCUUCUUGGUCACGACUCUGGCGGCAGUGGCUGAGCUUGCUAUUAGUGUGUCAACUUUUGCGCUCAACACCCUUGAAUUUAUCGAGGUCAUCAACGCGAUUGAGGAGGCCACAUUAGGAUUGACACCCCUGGAAAAUUCCCAUGUCUGCUUCAAGAGGCACCCUAAUUUACCGCUGGUGGAAGCUGCUGGAGUCGCGUGGGUCAACCCACUGAUGAUCAUGGUGAUCCCUGGUUCGGUGGUUUUGGCUUGCUUUCUUUGCGCCGUGGUGUGGAGCUGCCGAUCCAAAGUGGACGAUGAUCCGGACGAUCGAUUUUGAGUCCUAGUAGCGAAUGGUAAGUCCUAUGCGGCAAUCCGGACGAC
This is a messenger RNA of Durusdinium trenchii, 2420 nucleotides long. Lineage: Eukaryota; Dinophyceae; Suessiales; Symbiodiniaceae. The record is from the annotation of a GenBank genome assembly.